Molecule: messenger RNA, 555 nt
Organism: Metarhizium acridum CQMa 102
Lineage: Eukaryota; Fungi; Ascomycota; Sordariomycetes; Hypocreales; Clavicipitaceae
Product: ankyrin repeat-containing protein
Biological process (GO): positive regulation of transcription by RNA polymerase II
Cellular component (GO): nucleus
Molecular function (GO): protein binding; transcription cis-regulatory region binding
Source: RefSeq, a predicted model, not a curated record
AUGGCGCCGACGCUAUCGGAGGAUGAGAUCGAUGAUCUCAUUUACCUGGCCCGAGCUGGAGAGAGUGAUGAACUGAAGGAGUCUCUUGCCGCCCUAGCAGAGCGAGAGAAGGUGUCACAUGCCGAGAUCCUGAUUGCGGCCAAGGAUGAAGGCAAAUCAACAGCCUUGCAUAUGGCAACGGGGAAUGGCCACCUGGAGACUGCACGGGAAUUGCUUCGUUGCUUCGAUGGCAGGCCAAAAGAAGAAAAGCAGGCAUUCAUUGAUGAAGCUAACGAGCACGGAAACACUGGCUUGCACUGGGCAGCUCUUGGCGGCCAUCUCGAUACCGUCAAACUUCUAAUGGACCAUGGUGCCUCGCCGGCCUUGGCAAAUGAGAGAAAUUACGUCCCGCUGGACCUGGCCAAUUUCAACGAUAAGCGGGAGGUGGCCGAGUAUUUCCUAGAGUCUGCUGGCAUGCUUGAAAACAACAACGUGGAGAGCGGUCUGGCCGAUGCAGCCGAGUCGAUUGAGCUAGCCGGGGAUGAAGAUGAUAAGGAGCAGGAAGAGGCUGCAUAA